This is a messenger RNA of Sarcophilus harrisii (Tasmanian devil), 10885 nucleotides long. It is a transcript of the gene C6H4orf54, whose product is annotated as chromosome 6 C4orf54 homolog. The record is from RefSeq and is a predicted model, not a curated record. The transcript has 2 exons. NCBI's taxonomy places the organism in Eukaryota, Metazoa, Chordata, Mammalia, Dasyuromorphia, Dasyuridae. Bases 1 to 5391 code for a protein of 1796 amino acids.
AUGCUUUCCCUUCAUUUCUGGGUGUCUCCGAGUAGAGCUACAGAUGCUGCUCCUUCUGUUACCAAUGGCAUUCAGUCUCAUAACUGCAGACAGUGCCAAGGCAACAACUGUACGGGAAAGCUCAGCUACAAGACCCUGGCAGCUAUCACGGCAGGAGCAGCAGCCCCCCCAGCACGGACCACUGCAGCCACCUCCGCCACCCCAUACAGGGGCCUUCCCAUCUCCCUUGGGUUGGCCCAGGCCCCGCCACAAGGGCUGAAGAAGUUGAAGCUGGUAUCAGUGGCAGAAGCGUCCCCAGCCGGGGGUUCAGUCCAGGCACGUGGGCCCCUUCUCCAAGCAACUCUUCGUCCCAGAGGGGGCCAGAGUAGGAUCCAAGAUACCUUCAACUCUCACUGCUGUCUCCUCCUGUCACUGCGGCCUGAGGAAGGGAUCAGUAUGGAAGUGACUGCUCCUGACCUGGUGAAAGAGCCCAAACUGAGUGAGAUCGGAGAUGGGGAGGGCAGUAGAGGAGGCAGCCAAGACCUCAAGCAACAGCAGCAGCUGACACUUCCAAAGACAUCGGGGGAAGUAAAAUAUGUGGAGAUCUGUGGCCCCGCUGGAGCAGCUAGAGAAAGCUCUGGGACUUUGAACUUCACUUUAGUGGGUGACAACCCCCAGAGCAGAGCUAGCAGCCCCCCGGAAGAGUCCACUGCCCCCACACCCCAGACUCUUACCUCCUCGGAUCUUGCUGGCUUCCAGCUCUCCUGCAGCCAUGGGAGUCCCGAGUCCUUUUCUUCUUUCUCCUCCUUCUCUGCCUCCUCCUCCCCAACGGACAAGGUAAGGGAAGCCUGUUCCCCCAACUUGGACGACACGACCACGUCCGUUGGUGGUCCAGCCACAUCGUCUUCUUCCUUGGGUUUCGAGAGUGAGAGCGGUGAGGGUAGUGACCGCGAGCCCAGCUGCCCUGAGGAUUACAAUCCAGCCCACCCGCCCAGAGUGGGAGAAGGGGGAAAAGCGAGAGGAGGAGCAGGAAGAGGAGGACCAGCAGCAGGGUUCAGGGCCAACCCUGCCAAGUCCCAGGGCUGCGGCCACCCCCCACCGAAUGAGGAGGCUCACUACAUCACCACCCAUGAGAUCCAGCUGAGUGAAGUCGAACAGGACACAGACUUUGACCUCGGAUUGGCCUCCCGCUGGGACUUCGAGGACAACAACGUGAUCUACUCGUUCGUUGACUACGCUUCCUUUGGUGGUAGCGAUGAGACCCCCGGGGACACCGCCACCCCGACCGAAGACAGCUGCUACCUGAGCACUGGCCCGAGCACCAGCGCCACCAGGUCUCCCACCCCCAUCAGUAGCGAGCCAGGGCACGCAUCCAUGGCCAGCGACGGCCGCGACACCAGCAGCACCGAAGUGGGCAGCACCCUCUCUGAAAGUGACACCGAUACGGCUGCUGCUGCCACCCCCCCUUGUGAGCCCCCAGGCGAGCCCCAGAAGGCAGUUCCAGCAGCUCCAGCAGCAGCAGCAGAAGCAGCAGCAGCAGCAGCAGCCACAAGCAGCUGUGGGAAUGCUCCAGGCCAGAUCCGCCUAUCAAUCAAACCAACUUCCCGGGCUAUAAAUGAGCCUAGCAACGUGCGGGCAAAGCAAAACAUUAUUCACGCUGCCAAGCAUGAAGGCGAAAUGAGCCUCCGAGUCUCUUCAGCUGCUGAACACAAUUCAAGUUUGCCCAAGCCGCACCCAGCUGCAGCAACAGCUCAAGACCAUGCAAAGAAAUUUAUUGCCGUACCUGCCCGCCUGCAGACCAGGUGUGGGGCCAUCCGGGCGAAGGAGCUGGUGGAUUACUCGAGUGGGGCGUCCAGUGCCGUCAGUGAGCUGGACGAUGCGGAUAAAGAGGUGCGUAACCUGACAUCCCGAGCCUUCCGGAGCCUAGCUUACCCUUACUUUGAGGCCCUUAACAUUAGCUCCAGAGCUUCCUCCACAGCCCUUUCCGACGUGGGCUUUGGCCGCUGGUCGACCUUCUUGGAUUUAAAAUGUGCCGGUCUGGGGGCCAGGGUGGAGCAGAGCCUGCUGAAGAACAGCGCGGCGUCCGUGGCUGCUGGGCUGAGGAAAGGUGCUGGGGUCAGGCCCUCUGCAGACCAACUCUACAUCCAGUCCAAGAAGUCUCAGACCAAGGCCCUGGAAUUUGUGGUCAGCAAGGUGGAUGGGGAGAUCACCCACGUGGAGACACCCUUGUGCUUCCAGAAAAAGGUCCAAGGCGGCUCCCGAGUAGUCACCCUUUUGGAGACACUAAAUUUACGCAGCGAGAGCAAAGCAAGUUCUGUUGCUGGGUCUGUGAAAAAAGGUGCCAACAAGGCCUCGGGGUCAGUUUACACAGACGAUGGCUCUGAGACCUCGGAAAGCAGUAAGCCUUCCUCUAGGGCCGAAGGCACACAGAAAAAAUCCAAAUUUGCUUCCAGUCUUCUCAAAAAUGUCAUCUCUAAGAAGAUGCAGCGGGAGCAGGAAUUCAAAAUGGAAAGGGGGGAAGUCUCCGACACAUCUCACAAGAAACCCCCUGGCUCUUCCAGGGAGCCCGAGGACUCCUCAGGUUGGGAGAAGCCCCCUGAGAAGAGUCUGCAAAGACAGAGUUCCCACUACUCGGAGGCCAGUUCCGAGUACACAGUGGUCAGUGUCUCAGAUGCCGGCGGGGACACUCCAGUUUCCGAAGACAAAUCUCCAGUUUUUCAAGCAAGUGCUCCCCGGGAAAGCAGUGCCGGAUCCAACAGAACCUUCACUGCCCCCCGCUCAGAAGAGGUGUGUGGAAUUAAGAAGAGCGCCUCUGAAACUGUCAAGGGCAUCUUCCUUCGCAGCCAGAACAGUGCCUUCAGGUCGUGGAAGGAGAAGGAGGCUGAAAAACUGGAGGAGAAGGCCCCGAUCCGGAAACUGAAGCUCUCCAAAGGUGGGGACUGGAAGGCUGACCUUGGGGAGAUAUCUGCCAGCAAGUCAACAAUCAUGUCCCGACUCUUCGUCCCCAACAUCCAGCACACUCCCAAAGACAAGCAGCCCAGAAAACAGGCCACUAAAUAUCCGACAACCCAGGCUGCCUCCACGGCUGUGAUCAAACCCAAAGUCCCUGAAAUCAAGAUCCGCCUGGGCAGCGUGCAGGAGCCCAGUGCUGACUUUAACAUAGCCAAGUUACUCACCCCGAAGCUGGCAGGUAGCAGCUCUUCAACCAUUUUCAAGACCAUCGAGGACAAUAGCAGAGCGCAGCAGAAACUUUUCAGGGGCGACAGCUUGGAAAAGGUGCCCCAGUUCCAGGUGCGGGAUGUGAGGGACAAAACCAAAACUCAAGCGCCACUCCACCAGGUGAGAGACGUCAGGAAAUUGAUCAAAGGAUCUGGGGAAAGCAGUGAUAAAGGAAGUGUGACCCCUGAACAGGCAACUUCGGGACCGAAACCCAGGCAGCUCUCUGCAGGGGGUGGUGCUUCUAAGUCCCUGUCCCCGAUGGUAAUCACGUGCCAAGCAGUAGCGAACCCCAGAGAAGAAGGACUGGACCGAGAUCUAAGGGAUGGCAUGGGGAAAGCUUCCACUAGGACCCUUCCCUCUUCUUCUCCAGAAGGUACAGUCUUAGUUCACAGGGCAUCUGGUAGGUUACCUGUGGCCACCAUUGCUCCCAAUAAGACUGAACAGGGGUCCCACCUGCCUGUAUUAAAGAUUGUCUCUAAGACGUCUGCACAGAAGACACCGGAAAAACCUAAAGAAGAAGAGGCCAAGGAGGAAGUCAAAGUUCCAAAGCCCACGCGCAAUGCGCUGGAGAAGCUCACAGCAGCCGUGAGAUCGAUGGAGGAGCUGUAUAGCUUCAAUCGGUAUGAAUGGAAACGCAAGAGUGAUCCCCUGCCCAUGAUGGCUGACAGUCACGUGCUGUCCCUCAUCGAGAGUGAAGAACGCGAAGGCAAUGGGGGGGAAGCAGGCAAGCCAGCCAAAAGAUUGGUCGAGGUAGAAGAACGAGGGCCAGGGGGGAAGAGCGGGGUGGUUAUGAGGGGGGUGGUCCCAGAACGCCUUCAGCGGAGAAACUCCAACCCCAACGCCGAGAGCGUGUCCGCCAGGGCUGCAGCCUUUGAGAACAUGGCUAGGGAAAGGCCCCGAUCUCUCUACAUUCCCCCCACCCACAAAGAUGUGGAGAGGACCCAACCUCUGCAGCCCUUACCUCCCUUACCUAGCAACCGGAAUACCUUCACAGUAGGUACCCAGAAAACAGCUGUAGUGGCAGGUGGUAUCGCAGGCAAGUUCCCUCAAGGGCCUGCCCAGGAAAGUUCUUCCUUGGCAAAAGGGAUCAAAUCCCAGGGACUCCGGUCCCUAAAGAUCUCUCCAGCCACUCGAGCACUGCCCACUGAAACCACUAGCAAGAAAAACGGCAUUGAUGGGGAGAAGGGCUUGGACUCAGCCAGCAGUGACAGUGGGAACUACCAGACCAGCCCUCUUAAAGGGAACGUGGGGAGUGCCGAAGUACCUGGAAGAGCAGGAGCAGUGGCUUCCUCUGCUGCCACUCUGUGUAGCCUGCCACCCCUAAGUGCCCGCAGCCAGGUCCCCAACAAUGCCAAGGGGGCCCAGAGCAGUGGGGUCAGUCGACCCAGUUGGCGCAAUAAAACAGACAGUGCCCAGGACCCAGCCACCACAGCCCCAGCAGUACCCCAGAGUCCUGAUCACCCCCCCACGGCUGUCUAUCACCAGCAGUCACUGCCUUUCACCUUUCAUGGGGCCCAACCACAAGUACUGUGCUUCUCCCCUCCCGGCAUUUCUGCCCCAGCCCCUGCAACAGCAGCUCCAGGCCCAGCAGACCCCUUCCAGCAGCCACAGCCUCAGCAGACCCAGAGAAAGAUGCUGCUAGAUCUGACCACUGGCCAGUACUAUCUGGUAGACACACCGGUUCAACCCAUGACAAGGCGGCUAUUUGAUCCAGAGACUGGGCAGUAUGUAGAUGUUCCCAUGACCUCCCAGCAGCAGGCGAUGACUCCCAUGUCCAUCCCUGUUCCUCCUUUAGCUUUGAGCCCUGGUGCCUAUGGCCCCACCUAUAUGAUCUAUCCUGGGUUCUUGCCCCCAAUGCUGCCCCCCAGUGCCCUGCCGCCAACAACCCUCACCCAUCCGCCUGGAGGAAGCGAGCUCUCUCCCAUGACUAGAGAUCCCUCUGGCAAAGAAGCAGUAGCCCCCAGAGAUAUGGCUUUUGCUGAGACCCCAUACUUUAUUGCCAUGGGCCAGCCUCCCUCCUCUACUUCCUCCUCUGGCCCCACUGCAACCUCCCAGCUUGUGGGCGCCAAGGGGUUUGCCCAGGUGCAUGGCAAGCCUGUCAUCAGCAUCACCUCACAACCACUGGGGCCAAGGAUCAUCACGCCCCCAUCCUUUGAUGGUACCACCAUGAGCUUCGUGGUGGAACACAGAUGAUGAACAAAUACAUUUAUGGGAAAACAAAUGGAAGCAGCUCUUGGAACAAGGUGGAAGGACUCUCCUCAUUUAAUCUGGAAAUCACCUUGCAGCAGCAUUAAGAAUUCAUGUGUAAAACAGCUAACUUUUUUUCUUAUUUUUUGCUCCAUACAAACCAAGUGUGUAAGUUUCUUGUUUUCCAAGCAAUAUACAUCAUUGUAGUUUUACACAGCAAGUGAAAUAACACUAUUUUUUUUCUCUGUAAAAUUGCUUCUUUUUAUAUUGAAUGCAGAAUGUAAGCUUCAUAUAUUUGUCCCCAAGGUAAAAAUGCUUGAAUUGUUCACAGGGUUCAAUUAAAACUUGUAAAUGAAAGGUGCUAGUCCUCCUAUGGGGCUUAUGAAAUAAUUUGGCCAAUAAGAAAAAUUAUCUUUUUUUGGAUCAGAGGAGCAUUUUAUUGAUACUUGGAAUCUUAUGGGAUUCUUGGGUGGAGUCAGAACACAUCUGGAUUUUAGAUGGGAUAAGGAAGUAUUUUGGAUAGCCCUACUAGAAUGCAUGGUUAUUCUCCAGUUUUUGUUUCAUGAGUUAUUUUUAAAGGAUUUGGUAUGAUCUCAAAAGUGAUUAUGAAAGGAAAUAAGGGUUUUAUUUUUCUCCUUUGUACUGUGCUAUGUCACUUGAAAAUGUUGAAAAUAUGACAGGUUGAUCGUAUUAGAAAGUCAAUGAGUGAAUUUGAAAUUAAGUUUUUUGUCCCAUGAGGGAGCAUUUUUCUUUCAGAAUGCAGGCUUUUGAUACAAGUUUGUGAUGUCUGGGUUGUUGUUUGUUUUUUUUCCCCUUUCCCAUUUUCAUGAUUCCCUUUGAUAGCUGCUUGCUUUUUCGGUACAAUGAACAAUGAAGAAAGUUUGGGGGAAUGGAACGAGAUGUUACUUGAAGUUCAGGUGAAUCUGAUUCGCUGUGGCCAAUCUGUGGCCUGCAAAAAUGGCAGAAGAUUCUCUUCCUGAUAUUUGCAAGACUGCUUUUCCAACAGCAUUAUUAGACCUGCAGACUCUUUCCAUUAUGUCUGAUUAUGCCUUGAUUGUACAGACACUGAUUUAAUCUUGUUAUUAUUUUGAGGGAAAUUUAAGGAAGGCUAUCCUACAAAUCUUGAACAGUCAUAAAUGACAAGAGAAUAUGGAUUGCUUGCCCUGAAAUAGUAUUAAAUAUCUUAUUGAGAAAAAACUGAAUUUAAAUGCUUCCUAAUCUGAUUUUUGAGAUACCAGAACCAAUAUUGCUAUGUAUUUCUCUUAAAGAAUUUAUUUUCCUUUUCUGGUUUGUUCAAAAUGAAAACAAAACAAAACAAAACCUGGUGAUUUAAAGUAUUACCCUUGGCUUGAAAAUAUGACCCAGCAAUAUUUUCUCUUUAAAAUUUCUUCUUUUUUGCCAUAGAGAGUGAGAUUGUGUGGCUCAUGGAGAUUAUAAUCACACCUCUUAUCUAUUAGCUCUGCUAAUCAUUACUAAAAAGGAUCCCACUGUGUAAAUGUGGGGCUCCCUUGAGAGAUCCUAAUCUAGAAAUAAGUAUGAGCAUGGAAGGAAUAGGAGCCAACUCUCCAUGGCUGAGAAUAUGACUAUCAGAGAAAUAAGAUUUAGAAUGUGGUCAUGGCAUGCUCUCAAGAAUCCUCUGGAAAUAAUGUUGUAAUAUGUUAGAAUCUAAAUGCCACUGGAUCUUUAUUUGCCUUUUGCUUUUAAAUCCUGUCUGAAAGCAUCAUUUAAUUCUGAUGUGCUCUUACACAACUUAUACCUCUUGCUGAUGGCAGUGACUAACACUGAGGUCAUAAGUAGUUUGCCCAAGGUUCCUCAGUGAGUCACUUUGCUAUAUCUGGACCCCUUCAUCUCAUGAAAUAUUAGUGGGGAAGCAAAACCUGGACUCCAAUUGCUGGCAGCACUUAUGUGACUGUCCAUGCUAAAGAAUCAGAACUUGCCCAGUGAAACUCCUUAUUGUUUGCCAGAGACGGAUGCUGACCUAACAGGAGAAAAACUGAUAAGAUCAGUGAAAAGCCACAAAGAUAGCUUUGGAGAAUGUAGCUAUUGUGUUAAAGAGAUCAUAGGAUCAUAGAUUUAAUAUAAUAAGGGAUAUCUAGUCCAUCUCCUGUCUUUUACAGAUAAAGAAAUUGAAGCUCACCUAGAAUGACUUACUCACAUAGGAUCACACAGAAAGCAAGUGUCACAGGUAGAAUAUUAACUUGGUCUACCAAACCCUGAGUUCCAUUCUCUAUCUUCCUAAGAACACAGAAGAACAUAAAAGAAUGUUCAACCUAGAUGGGGCCCAUGAAGUCUUAUAUAACCCAAUUCAAUCCACUGAAGUGGAAACUGAGGCCAAAGAGUUCAUGAAAAGAUUUGCUCAACAUUGCUUAAAUCAUUGGUAAAGAAUCUUAACCCAGGGGAAGAGAGUUGUAGCCUUCAGUGCAAUUAACAACCUCAGAAACUCUUCAUGGCACAUUUAAGCCUUGAUUUCUUAUGUUGGGAAAGAUUUGAAUUCUGUAGAAAAUGAGCAUGUAAGAAAUAUUGCUUCUUUGUUUUUGUUCCAGACAGAUAUUAGGUACUGGAGCUAUUCCUCUUUAUUGAAUUCUAUAGGAUAUAGAAUGAGAUGGAUAAUAAGAGACAAAGUUAUAAAUCCGCUGAUUUCCAAAAUUAAUUUUACACUAGCUAUUACCAAUUCCAAUGCUCUGAUUUGACUAUAAAUAAAUGCCUUAUACCAGAAUUGCAACUCAAUUCUCUACCUCAAGUCAGAGGGUAGGAAAAAAGUUUUUUAAAAAUUUAAUAUAAACCUAUUCUUGAUGUUGUAUUGUUUUGUCAUUUCUUGCAGUUGCAUUAAAUAGUAAUGAAGAAGAAGCUCUAUCAAUUAUUGGAGUUUAAUUGCAACUGUCUUUCCUUUCUUUAUCUUAAAUAAAAUAAGAUUGUGUGAGAGCUUCUGACAUCAAACCCAGUUAACACCAGGGCAUCUCUUAAGACAGCCAUCUACCAUUGUAUAAAUUUUCUUUAAUUCUCAGUCUUUUCAGAAGAAUGGCAAAGUCUUUGUUAUUCAGUUAGAAGAGACUUUAAAGAUUACCUAAUUCAGUUCUUUCCUGUUUUAGAUGAGAAAACUAAGUCACAGAGAGACCACACAGGUAUAAGGUAUAGAUCUGGUAUCAGAACCAGGUCAUUUGACUUGAGACCUAUUUCCAUUUAGUCUGUGUCUGCAAGUAACUUGUGUGUACCAGCCUAUGCUUUCUUUACUUUAAUAUGCUUUCUUUUCCUAUUGAUAAAAUGGUCAGGCUUCAAUCAGCCCCAUAUUAAGGAGUUCUGGAUGGCCUAGCUCAUUUGAUAACAGUACUUCCAAAGGUGAUUCAUUUCUUCACAAUACCAUAGUAGAACCAAUUUGUAGAAGGCUUCAUUAAUUGCUGUGACCCAAACGAAAAAUCACGCUCUUGUCAUCUCUUUGGUGAGAAAUGCAUUCAUCCUUAGCUAGGCUGGUUUCUAGAUAACAGUUUAUCAAAGGAACUACUUAUUACUUGUUAUUAAUACUUGUUAGGAUUUAUUGAUAGAAUGGAAGCUCCUUGAGAGCAAGAAACAAUUUCAUUUUUAAAUUUGUUUCCUAAAUCUCCUAACACAGUGCUUGGCAUCCAAUAGCCAUUUACCAAAUGAUUGUUAAUUAAGAGAUUGAAUGAUGAUUGAUUGGCUUUCCAGAGCUUGCUUUCUGCUGACCUACCCUUUGAGAACCAAGGGUCACCACCCCACCAAGAUGUACCCAUUCUAGAGUAAGACUUUAGUCAUGAUCAUUGUCAAUAUAAAAUUUUAAUUCACCAGAAUGUAUUCCCCUUCCCCCAGGCACAAACCUCAGGAUGAAAUAUAUUAGGACAUUUGUGGGCAUGACUGUGUAGAUAGGGGAAAAGAACAAACUAUAUACUGAUGUAUUUAUCCUAACUCAGAUUUCCAAGUUAGCUUUCAUGAAAAGUUCACUCCUCUAUGUCCAGAAAUUGGCAUUCUGGAUUUUCUUUUUCUUACACUUAGAUUUUGCUUUCUUUCACCAAUGCCUUAUAGAGCAAGGAAUUUAUUUUAGGUGUCUUCAGAUUUAAUAGCGAUAAAAAGUUUGGGGAAAGUUUUUGGUACCAGAAAUUAUUUUUGGAUUGUAGGAGAAUACUGAUAUCUAAGUAGCCUAAUAGUGAUAAUCUCAGAAAGCAAAUACAUUAGGAUACUCGCAUCUGCAUUUGCAAAUACCAAUGGCAUACUUUCUUCUAUGUGGUGCUCAAGGAGGAGUCUCAUAUUACAGUUUACAAAAUAGAGGUAUGCACCAAACAUGCUCAGGGUUUGCAGUUUGGCUAAAUAUACUUGAAAAACAAACAAAGAAACAAACCAAACCCUAUUUGAGGUGCCCUGAAUCUCAACAGCACUGCUGAGAAAAACUAUAUAUAUAUAUAUAUAUAUAUAUAUAUGUCACUUGUUGUUGUUUGUAAAACUUUCUAUAAACAUAAAGUGACUAAAAUAAGACUACUUGAUAACUUCAUUUCUUAAGAGAAGUAGAUCUGAUAGUGUCCCAAAUGUAUGCUGAGUUUAGUUUCUGGUAUUAUUAAGCAGAUUUUAGACUAGUGGUACAAAUAUUUAUUGACUAUGAGUCAGUGCCUUAUAUUUGAGUCUACUAUGAAAGAUUUGAGUAGUAGGGGUUCUUCCCACCCUUGAUUGUGUGGUUUAGGACAGGUUUUGAGACUGAACAAUUUCAUUUGUCUCAGGAAUACCAACAGUCACAGGAAAAAAAGAGAUAAUAUCACAUCCAUGGAAACUUACCAGACCUUGUGCCAUUACGGGGCACCUCUCAUAUUUACACCAUGGCUGGGGUUUAUUUUUUCCCUAUAUCUGCUUUGGCAAGUGGAUGACCAAAAUGUCCUGAGAAUACCUUCAAUGUUUAUAUCCAUACUAUGAUGGAUGAUUCAUUGUCUCUUCCCUCCUCUGAGGAGGUUGGUGCCAAUAUUUCUUUGGUUCUACUUGUGAACAAUAACGUUAAAACAGAAUGUGAGUAUUAUGGAAGUUAUAUACAAUGAGAGGAACAUGGAUGGUGUGACAAAAAGGACUAAGGCAUUGACUAUUGAUCCACGAGUGGCUCCCCUGGUGAUGGGGGAAAAUGAGGAAAAUGGAAAGAAUGUGAAUAUGUAACUUGCUUUCAGCACAGACAUGGUGGAGAACUCCUUCCUCACUGAAAGCUGGUGAAAUCAGAUCUCAGUCUGCAAUAAGCCUGGAACAAGAGAACUUCAGGUCCAGUCUGAGAAUUGCACUAAUGGUGUGUUGCACAUGGAAGAAACUACUUUAGAAAGGAUUGUGUGGGAAUGGACUAUUUACCUUUAAUUACCAACACUUGAGAUUGGUUGUGAUAGCAUUUGUACUGUGUUGUUUUGUGAAUGUUCUUAAUGAAUUUUAAAAAAUGUAUUUUUCAAUAAAAGAAACUGCAAAGAAAUGUAUACUUGAUUUUUAUUUCAAUCCCCAAUGUACAUCUGUUGCAAUUUCAUUUAUUUAC